Messenger RNA from Trametes versicolor FP-101664 SS1, 1287 nucleotides. RefSeq lists its product as uncharacterized. The transcript is spliced from 2 exons. The coding region runs from base 1 to 1287 and encodes 428 amino acids. The record is from RefSeq and is a predicted model, not a curated record. NCBI's taxonomy places the organism in Eukaryota, Fungi, Basidiomycota, Agaricomycetes, Polyporales, Polyporaceae.
AUGCCAGCGUCUCGGGAGAAAAAUGGAUCUCCAAUAUACUCACCUGUGGCGGACACUCGUCUGGAAAUAUCAUCUGAUACAUCUCGACCUUCGUCUGGACCUCUACAGCCGCGCACCCUCGGAUUCAAGCCCUUUGCUACUCCGGGCCCAGCACAUCUACUCUCAUCCCCUGUCGUAACAAGAGAUCCCCGCUGCCCGAGACCGCCCCCAGCUCGCUUACCGCCAAAGCCUCUGUACUCCAACGAGCUCGAGCGCGAUCCGCGUCCUCCGUAUACCCUCCCACCGUCCCCCGCUGUCGCGCCACCUCAACGCAAUGCAGCACCCUGUGACGUACCUGAGUUCAGGUGGGAGCGAUUCGACCGGAGCAAUCCGCAACUAGCUCUAUCUUCAUCUCCUGUCCGCGUCGCAGCGGAGUCGGAGGAGACAUUUUGGUCCCAGCCAGCACAAGCCAUUCUCGAUGCAAGUAGUCCCAGGUCAAGACACGACGCCAGCCCCGCCUUCUCUCCCCACACGCCUCCACGCGACACGCUCCCAUAUUCCCCGGCUCACAAUCUGCUUCGUCAUCCCGAGCAGCUUCGCGAUGCAGUCCCCCAAGCUUCCCCAACCGAUCUUCCCAAGACGCCCGUCUCUCAAGACCACGCUCCCGACGAAGAAGACCCCGACGGUUCUCAGGAAGGCUCGGGCGGAGAUGGCCUGUUCGCGUGGAUCGUGGCCCCGCGCGACCAGCCGGCCCCGUCGACGCCGCGUCGACGCUUGGCGGACCCGCGCACGGAGUUAGGGCCUACGCCUACGACGCCUAUGUCCGGUCCUGCGCAGGGCUCCUCAGGGCGUGGACGCGUUGUGUCAUCGCCUGACGCGAUACGGGAGGGUAGCCCGCCGACGCCGCCCUGUGGGCCUUCGUUCGCACCGGCCCCGGGGAUCUACAUAUCGCCGCUGCGCGGCGAGGAUGAGGAUACACCUGUGCCGAUCGAGACCAACCCUCGGUCGAGCGACCUUCGCCCGAAUCCCGAUGCCGUGAAGACGGAGAACGCCAGCCCCGCGAAGAGAAGCCUCGCCGAUGCGGCGCAGCUGCCAGUCAUACCCCGGCGCGCCGGGGAGGAUCCCGAGAGAAGAGAAGACGAAGAACAGGCGUGUGAAGGGCGCGAGAACAGCUCGAUAUACCGGGGUGUCGAGGAUGCGGCGACCCACAACUCCCCACAGCGCUUGACGUCGGACAUCGAGGAGGUGGACGAGCUGGAGGGCGCGUCGCAGGUGUCCCGAGACUCGAUUGAGGAUUGGUCGGACUGA